Molecule: messenger RNA, 374 nt
Organism: Dicrocoelium dendriticum
Lineage: Eukaryota; Metazoa; Platyhelminthes; Trematoda; Plagiorchiida; Dicrocoeliidae
Source: the annotation of a GenBank genome assembly
AGACCGUGUUCGACACGUUGCACGGCUUGUCUCAUCCAGGCGUUCGUGCAUCGGUUAAACUCGUAACCGCACGAUUCGUUUGGCGCAAUGUUAAUCGGGACGUCCGUACUUGGGCAGCUGCUUGCCUUCCGUGUCAACGCGCGAAGGUGCACAAGCACACGAGAAGCCCAUUAGGCACGUUUCCGACGCCAGACGCACGUUUUCAUCACGUGCACGUCGACCUCGUAGGUCCUCUACCGCCUUCCAAAGGCUCGGUAUAUCUACUGACCUGCAUCGAUCGAUUUACUAGAUGGCCUGAGGCCGUCCCCAUCCCAAAUUGCUCCUCGGAAACAGUAGCGAAAGCUUUUAUGGAGCGCUGGGUGGCUCAAUACGGC